This is a messenger RNA of Fundulus heteroclitus (mummichog), 1405 nucleotides long. RefSeq names its product adrenomedullin a (gene adma). Gene Ontology annotation, biological process: positive regulation of heart rate; adrenomedullin receptor signaling pathway; adenylate cyclase-activating G protein-coupled receptor signaling pathway. Bases 234 to 731 code for a protein of 165 amino acids. NCBI's taxonomy places the organism in Eukaryota, Metazoa, Chordata, Actinopteri, Cyprinodontiformes, Fundulidae. Gene Ontology annotation, cellular component: extracellular region. The record is from RefSeq and is a predicted model, not a curated record. The transcript is spliced from 4 exons. Gene Ontology annotation, molecular function: adrenomedullin receptor binding; hormone activity.
UGAGGAGGUUUGAAUGGGGUGGGGGAAAAGGAUGAGACAGCGUGUCGAUCACUGAGUCCCUCCCACCCUGUGUGAGCGUAUAAAGGCUGCCGGUCCGGUGUGUAGAGGCUAAUAGCAGAGUGACACAGCUGCCUUAAGACAAGCAGAAUCAACCUGAAGAAAACCUGUGGAGUAUUUCUUGUUAUUGGAAGAAGAGCUUUCUAACCAAUCUGAACCGAACUACAGGAGCCAAAAUGAAAACGAUCUUCCACUCCUUCCUCUAUUGCUGCCUGCUGGCUUCAGUAGCACACUGUGUGGAACUCGAGGUGAAUCCCGAGUUGAAAAAAAGACUAAGCAUGUGGCUCGGGAGCAGAUUGAGACGGGAUCUUGAAAGCGUUGCAUUAGUGAAGACAGCCGAGUCUGAAAACUUUGUCAGACCAGAGGACAUCAGGGAUACCUUGUUGCCACAUUCCAGCACUGACAUCAACAUCCGAACCAAGAGGUCCAAAGGCUGCGCGCUGGGGACCUGCGCGGUGCACGACUUGGCAGACCGCAUCCAACAGCUCAACCGCAACAGGCUGAAGUCCGACGCCCCCAUUCACAAGAUGAGCCCUCAGGGAUACGGCCGGAGGCGCAGAUCCGUUCCAGAGAGGCAAGUCUCCCUGAGGCUGGAGAAGGGCAGGUUGAGACCUGUGUGGAGACUGAACAACUCGCAGGUUCACAAGCUUGAAGCGCUACUCAGAAGGACAUGAGAGGGAUUUGGAAAGAGGAGUUGGGAGCAAAAAAAAAAAAAAAAGAGAGGGAAUUGGACUCUCCAGCUUGUGUCCCCUUCUACUUGGCUUUGAAAUUCUCCAAAUGCCUAAGACUCUUGCCAAGUAUACUCCAGCACAUUUGUUCCAGGCAGGAGGACUGAGUCAGAGGGAAUCUGGCUGCAGCUGUAGCCCUGGGAUGCCUGAGCCUUGCAGCUCAGCGGGCUAGGGUUUGCAAACAGCUGGCUUAAAGACACUGGAUGGCACAGUGUGGAGCAAACUGCAGGUGCUGCUUCUCUGCUUGGCGGAGGAAAAAGGAUGAGUCCAAACGAGUCCGUGGGUACAUCCUGAAAGAGGGAACCCUCUACCAACAGUUUAGGACUUCACACACUUAUUCCUCAAGGCCUAGACUUUGAAAAGUGCUAUCCUCGAAGGACUACACCACCAUGUUCCAUAAGACUGCCAAUAACGGCUUGCACUUUUCCUUUUGAACUUAAGCAGAAUGAAUCAUAAAGAAAGAUAUCAUUAUCAAUAUGCCUAAAGAGCUCUAAUGCUCUCCGUUUAUAUCAAGUUUUGGACACUGUAUAAGGGAAAAUGCCUUAGAUUCUGUGAGCUAUGCGCCAAUCCAUACUGGAUUGAACUAUACUUGAAAAUGUUUAUUGUCUGUAAAAAAAAAA